UACAAUUACAAUCUAAAUUUGUUUCCUGAAAUUGUAGGAAGUCUAGUCUAUUCAUUUUAUAGCAUUUAUCUUGGCUGUAUCGCUUCAUAUAAUUCCAAAAAACGAUUAGGAAGAAGGUCUUCCGCAAUGGUCUUCCGCAAUCUCGCAGAGAAGGCUCUACUCCACAGCUGUCUUAUCGGUCUUUCUGGCAUACAUCCAAUAGUUAAACUGAGAAGGCAGCCUCCUGCUAAUUACUAUUAGCAUAGCGAGCAUUAAAGAUAAACAACUGGGACGGUAUCUAACAGUUGGUUAACGUUGGUUUUGAUUGGAAAGGCGUUGGUCCAAAGGUCAGGCCCGACAACCCGCUCUCACAGUCGUUUCCAAGCCGGACUCAGUGGGUGAGAGAGCGACCGCUCAGAGGCAAGCCUCAAGAUGAAGCACUUACUACUUUUUGCCAUUGUCUUUGCUGCGUUUCACCUCGGCCAUUCUAUUAUCCCAGACUUUUGCCACCAACCCGAAGAUGAAGGCAUUGGACAGAAGUUUGAGUUUUUUUUCUUCUACGACGUCAACAAAGACCAGUGCAACCCGUUCAUAUAUAAAGGGGAGGGGGGCAACGGCAAUCGAUUCGGGAACGAACGGGAGUGCAUGAGGAACUGCACGGCCACUGUUGAACAAAGCUACCCCAAAGAUGUGACAACACUUUGCCUCCUGAAGAAGCUCAAUGGUGGAUGCAACGGCAAACAUCUGAGAUAUUACUACGAUGCAGUUCAUGGGAAGUGCAAAAAAUUCCUUUGGACAGGCUGCCAUGGAAAUGGAAACCGUUUUUUUGACCAUGACAGCUGCAAUGCUACCUGUGCUGGUAUCCAUGAUGACCAUGACGAAGAGGAAGAGGAGGAGCCAGACACGCCAAUUGCAAUCAUCUGUGGAGUUUUAAUUGGGCUCAUCGUCGCAUCAAUCAUCAUCACUAUCAUCGUCUUGACUGUUCAGUCUGAGAAAAAGCAAAAGGCCGCGGAAAAAAGAAAAGACGAGCAACCUCGAGCUCCUCUCAGGGGGGAGAGUCUUGAAAUGGCGUAACCCAACAAACACCUUGUGUGUGUGUGUGUACGUGUGUGUGGUUUUUUAAUAUGCUGAUGCCAUACUUAUGUGUGUGAUUCUCACUUUCUACGGAGCAUCUUGGAUAAAGGCGCACAUUUUCUUUUCGUCAUGUGCAACAGUAUGGCAUCAACGUAAGCAUUCAGCACCCAGCAAUCAUAAAGGCAAGCUCCAUUUGGUCAUUGUGAACAGUUCUGUUUUCUAUUGAGUGACAUUUGAGUUCAACACUUUCACUCCAGCAAUAAAUCGGGAGUUUUGCAGUGUUGUAGAUGAGCAAGUCACUCCAUACUAUAUUCUUUACAGGCACUGAAAAUAUGAUCGGCUUUUGUUUUAUUUCUCAAUGCAAAUCGAUUCCAACAUACAGUAUUUAAACUGUUUACUGUUGUACACACUGUGGCAUACUUUACUUGUAAAUGCCGAUUGUAACAAUGUAAGCUUAGAAUGGAAGUGUUGAACUCUUGUAACAUUUCCUCUCCAUAGAUAGGCUGUUUCAAAUAAAAUACGUCCAACUAAA
Messenger RNA from Syngnathus acus (greater pipefish), 1585 nucleotides. RefSeq names its product BPTI/Kunitz domain-containing protein. Bases 412 to 1053 code for a protein of 213 amino acids. Gene Ontology annotation, molecular function: serine-type endopeptidase inhibitor activity. The transcript has 6 exons. The record is from RefSeq and is a predicted model, not a curated record. Lineage: Eukaryota; Metazoa; Chordata; Actinopteri; Syngnathiformes; Syngnathidae.